AUGUUUUUCUGCGAAGAGGAAUUGGAGACGGCUUUUCGCGCCUUCAGGGAAAGGGCUUGCACUACUUUCUUGGUAAUACUGGGCCAUUCGCCAUUAGCAGCGGUCAUAUCCUCUAAUAACCCCCACUUCGUUGAACUGACGUACUACGACCCGGUAUUCCAAAUAUUCUACAACGGUAACCUGAUAGUGCAGAGUUUCUUCGUCCUGUCGGGCUGUCUGCUGGCCUUCAACCUUCUGCUGAUGGAGGAGAAGACGCAGCUGACGUGGCCUAAGUUCCCUAGAUUUGUCAUACUUAGGUGGUUGCGGUUAACCCCACCUUACGCUGCAGUGCUGGCCGUGAUCGCCACUUGGAUGAAGAGGUUCGGAGACGGGCCUACGUGGAAGCCCGUGGUAGGCGCAGAGACGGAGGCCUGUCGUCGCGACUGGUUCUACCACCUCCUGUACUUAAACGACUACGUUGACCACUCUCAGUGCAUGGCGCAUACCUGGUACAUAGCGGUAGAUAUGAAGCUCACAAUAUUGGGGCUGCUGGUGUUCUGGCUGGUAAAGAGUUGGCGUGCGCGGAAGAUCGCCAUUGGCUUGGCGUUCGUGGUUGGCGUCGUCGCGCCAGCGCUCAGCACCUUCUUGCUCAACUUGAACGCUAUUCAUCUCGUGUCGCCUGAAGUCGCUCGCAACUACUUCGUGGAAGACCCAACCUUCAACAACUUGUACAAGCGAACCCACACUAACAUCGUGUGCUACGCCAUGGGCCUGGCCCUCGGCAUGUGGAUCUACAAGAUGAUGCAGUCGGACAUAGACGUGACUAAGUAUAAAAAAUACCGGCCCGUCUACUGGGCAACGUUCCCCGUCGGAGCACUGCUGUGUGCGCUCGGCGGCAUCUUCUACAUGGACGGCAUCCAGGUGCCGCUCCUCGCAAGCGUGUUGUACUCACCGGGCAUCAAGCUCAUGUUCGGGCUGUUGGGGUUCGUGCUCAUUCCUGGGACCAUCUUUAAACUGGAGACUGUGUACCGUGGCUUCCUCGAGUGGCAAGGUAAUUUCUUUCCGCUGAUAUCGUUGUCUGAAAUUCCAGCUAUGUACCGUGGCUUCCUCGAGUGGCAAGGCUGGGCGGUGUUCGGCCGCGUCUCCUACUGCGCCUACAUCGUUCACGUGGCUGUCAUUCGGGUGACCACGGCCAACCAAACUACCUUGCAGCACUCGAAUCUCUUGCAGAUCAUUCUGACAUACUUCGCGCAUCUCGUCACGUCCUUCGUGAUAGCGCUGCCCUGCUGGAUGAUGAUCGAAUCCCCCUUCAACCAGCUGGUCAAGCUCUGCUCCUACCCUGCCCGCAAGGAUGAACCCCAAGAUACCCUCAAAACUAUGCCCCGAGAAGUUACCCUCAAAAAUAUGCCCCAAGAGAUAGACACAAAAGAUGUGAAUCCAGUGUUUAUGGAUAGCAGCAAAGAGAAAGAGUUUGAUGGCACGGUGGUGGUGAAAUUAUAGU
Molecule: messenger RNA, 1480 nt
Organism: Cydia strobilella
Lineage: Eukaryota; Metazoa; Arthropoda; Insecta; Lepidoptera; Tortricidae
Product: nose resistant to fluoxetine protein 6-like
Exons: 10
Coding region: 1-1479 (492 amino acids)
Molecular function (GO): acyltransferase activity, transferring groups other than amino-acyl groups
Source: RefSeq, a predicted model, not a curated record